Molecule: messenger RNA, 2880 nt
Organism: Symbiodinium sp. CCMP2592
Lineage: Eukaryota; Dinophyceae; Suessiales; Symbiodiniaceae
Source: the annotation of a GenBank genome assembly
AUGGCAGCAAAGGUGGCUGCUCCAUCUAAAAGGUGUUCGGGCAAGCGGCAGAUGGAAGACAACACAGAGCUACUGCCAGCAACGAGGCCGAGACUCUCCGAUCAUUCUGUGCCUGGCAAGGCUGAGGCAUGGCAGGAGCCGAAGAGGUCGCUCUCUGUGCAGGUCUGGGAGGAGAUGUCACGGCUCAUCCCUUGGCUGCAGCAGAGCCUGCCGCAGGGCCUCGCUGGUAACGUGACUGGGUAUGGUGGCUGCACUUCCUUGGCCGCUCUUGAGCCCGGCAAGAUUCAAAGUCUGGACGAGUCGGUUUCUGCUUCUUUCCGUGAGGCUUGGAGUUGUGGGAAUUGUCAGGCCUCUCUGCAGAAGCACAAUCAGUACGAGGCUGCCGGCUGCCUUUGGUGGCUCCAGCUGUACCCUGAUGAAAGGGGGGUCACUCCCUUCGACAAUCUGGACUGGGAAUCGUUAUGCGAAUUUGCAGAAGGGUUUGGGCCGCUCAAGGUUGAGAACGGCUUCGUGCCGUUCAACAUCAUCGUGCCGGCCUACCGCUUCAAAGCAGAUUCGGGUCUUCACGACUGGUCCUCCGACUUCCCAACAGGCCUCUCCGUUUGCCAAGGUGCUCUGUUGCCUUGCUGGGCCCUCCUGCUCGCCAUCUCCCGGGCCUUUCUUGCACAGGACUGGUCGCACCUGGACAAGUUGAUGGCCUGCUCCCGCAGCAUCCCGAUCCGCUUGCAGAUCGUCCCAGAUGGCCUGGCCUUGGCGAAGAUGGCCAUCAAUUUCUCGACCGAGCACAUGAAGGCCUCUCUGAUGGAGGACACUUUUACAUCCUGGCUUUCGAAGUUUCCAGACAGUGGAAAAGCCAAGGAUAUGGUAGCGUGGCUGAAAUCCAACAAGGUGUUCUACUAUGAUGGCAAGACCAUCCAAGACCCUCUGUUGAAGGCUGCCAAGCUUGGGCUGCAGUAUCUCUUCGAUGAGAAGGUCGCAAAACAGCUCUGCCUCCUCCAACGUGUCCAUGGCCGCAAGCUCCUGACGAAGGAAUACACAAAGCUGUACCGCUUCUUGGGCACUCUGCAAAGCCUCAUGAAAAAGAUCGAGAAGGACCCCAGUUCUGAUGUGCUCGCCUGGGCCCUCCAGUAUACUCACAUUGCUCUCCAGCGCGAAUGGCUGGAGCCGUCCAGUGUGACCGCCGAUAACCUCGGUGAUGGUGGCAAGUCGAAAAGCGUGACCUGGGGCAUGUCGGUCUUCUUGAAGCAUGCUGUGGUCGCUCAGAUUGCCGAUCUCAUUCCAGGCAUCUGCAAGGACGACAAUGUGCGGUCAGAGCUGGAGACGGUGACCGAGACGUUCCUGGACUUGGACUCGUUUGAGAAGCUCCUGCCCAAGAUCGUGUCCGAGGAUUCUGAGAGAGCAGACUCAGAGAUGGUGGACGACGAGAAGAAGGAGCAGACAGGCACGGAGGCCGCUCCGGACGAGACGAGCGGUGAUUCCCCCUUCGAGGAGUAUGUGGGCAAGUUGACGGCCAGCUCCAGGUGCUUGGCCACUUUUCUGUUCGAGUUGCUGAGCGGGGAGAUGGAGCAGGAGUUCCAUGACCAUUGGCUCUCCUCCGACAACAUGGCCAAGGCACUCAAGGAAGUUCUCCUCGUGGGUUCCGAGGAGGAGGAAACGAGCUGGACCCAGGGCAUCUCCAAGUUCAUGAACGAGAUGGAGCUUCUCCACACAGUCGCUCUGGAAAGCAAGGCCAGCAGCUCUUUUGCAGCACCACCCCCGAAGCUUCGGGAGCUGGUGCGAGCACUGAGCGACCCGGGUGAUGUGGAGAAGGCUGCCGAAAAGCGGCAGAAACGCGAGAAAGAACGCCAGACACUGUGGAGUUCCUGCUUAACCCAUCGGGCGAAGUUUCUGCGGGUUCUGACGAGCAAGGGCCGAUCUUCCUCCCAGAUUCUGGACAUGGUCUGUGGCUGCUCCCUCUACAAAGCCCACCAGGCCUCUCCCAAAGCCAGGGUCCUCCUCAUUUUCGCGGCCGAUCUGGCCGGGGAGAGCAAGGGGAAACCCUGGGUGGGGACGUGGGCGAAGCCCACGACUGUGCCGACAGAGGUGGAUGCACGGCUGGAUUGCAUGAAGAAGCUGUCCGGCAAGGAUCACUUCUGCAGCAUGGUCUUCGAUGGCCGCUCCAAGUCGUGGAGGGGGUACCUGGAGUCCAAGAUGGGUGGCUCCGAGAUCUUCCUGGUCUUCAGUGGCAGGCCGAAUGAAGGGACGGUCGGCUCCAGGCAGAUCCCCUUCUCCUCCAACACCAGGGAGGUGGCCUUUCUCGAGUGUUCUUUUCCAAAGACCAGGAUGUACUUGCAGGAGCACCAGUUGGAGAACAUCAUGGAGUCCUCCUCCCACUACAGCCAUUGGUCCGGCCUCAACUUCCCAGGGUCUCUCCCCAAGAUAAAACCGGAGGUAAAGGAAAGCAUCCUGGGCAACAUGGACGCUCCGGAGGCUUGGCCCAUGGAGCGAGGACUCCCUCUGUUCUGGCAAGAGAGCAAGCCGAAGAGCUUCUGGUCCUCUCUGUACAGCAGCUUGGGGGUGACCCUCAUCGUCGACUUUGAGAUUGGCAGUGGACAGGCCGCGCUGGCCGCGAUGGAGGACGGCCUUUCUUAUGUUGGCCUGAGCAAGGAUCAGAGCCACAAUGCCUGGGUAUCGAACUACUUGGACAAGCAGGCGCUCCGGCUCAUCACAACCACAGGUCACUCCAUGUUUUCGGAGACCUUAGCAACGGCUCUCCAGGAGAUCUUCUCGACAGAGCUGGAGGAAGACGGGGAUCCUGAGCCAGUGGAGCUGAAGAGUGAGGUCUGGGAUCCGGAUGGAAAGAAGAGGCAGAUGGACGACGGCGACGAGCCGGAGCAGUGA